This is a messenger RNA of Mercenaria mercenaria, 1014 nucleotides long. RefSeq lists its product as uncharacterized. Bases 1 to 1014 code for a protein of 337 amino acids. The record is from RefSeq and is a predicted model, not a curated record. Gene Ontology annotation, molecular function: DNA binding. The transcript is spliced from 3 exons. Lineage: Eukaryota; Metazoa; Mollusca; Bivalvia; Venerida; Veneridae.
AUGAAGCCGUAUUCGAAAGAGGCGCUAUGUAGCGCAUUAGAAGAGGUUAGGCAACAAACCUUAUCUAUAAGAGCUGCCGCCAAGAAAAACAGCGUGCCAGUCACCACACUACAUAACAGGGUUUCCGGAAGGAUCACGAUGGGUGCUAAAUGGGGGAAGACAACUCUUUUGCCAUUAGCCAAAGAGAAAGAGCUGAUUAAUUAUGCAUUGCAAAGAGCCGAGAUGGGCAUCGGCUUUUCCAAAGAGACUUUCCUUAGAUUUGCUGGACAGUUUGCUAAAUCUGAGGGUGUUACCUUCAAGAACAGUGUUGCGUCCGAGAAAUGGUGGCUGGGUUUGAAGCAAAGAAACCCCGAAUUUUCCCUUAGAACUGCGGAACCCACAGCAUUAGGGAGACACAUGUCUAUAACAAGGCUUCGUAUCUCCAGGUACUUUUCGCAGCUGAUAUCUGUCCUAGUAGAAAAUAGUCUACUAGACAAAAGUCCAUUUAUUUGGAAUAUGGACGAGACUGGUCUGUCCUUAUCUCCAAAGUGUCCUAAGGUUUUGGCAAGGAAGGGAUCCAAGGUGGUACAUGCUAAGUCAUCUUCACCCAGGGAACUAGUCACCAUAAUUGCAUGUGGUAAUGCUUCGGGAUAUGUAAUACCACCCCAUGCUUUCAUUCCUGGUAAAACUGUCCGAGCCCUUAGAAGUUAUGGCACUGAAAAUGCUCCAGAAGGAACCAAGCUGAGCGUUUCCGACAGUGGCUGGACGAAACAGGGAAUAAGUGAACUGUGGUCCGUCUUCGAGGCACUGAAGUCAAGCUGGUCUGAUCAUCUGCACAGAUUUACAUCAACAACGGGGGUAACUGUCGGACACGCUCAGUUUUUCAGGAUGUUUAAGUUAGCCUGGACAGAGUCCAUGAUAGCUGAAAAUGUAGCAUCUGGAUUUCUAGCAACUGGUAUAUGCCCGUACAACCCGGGGGCUGUACCGGAUUUAGCUUAUGCACCACCAGAGUUAUAUACUGCAAGGGUAUUAUAA